AAGGGGUGAGAGUGCACCAUGAAGCCUAUAACCAGACACUGGGAGAGCAGUCUCUUUCACAAGAUCACCAUUUCAAACUUCCUCUCCCUGCUGACAUCUUGAGGUAGUGUACAGAAGUGACAGCAAAAUCCUGACGGCCAUGGAGAUAAAAUCCUGGUUUGUCAUUUGGUUGUAUAUCCUGUCCCUGUUUGCACAAAAAACCUUGUGUGACAACAAACUUCUCCAGAAGGUACAGGAAAUCAAAGGAUGCACCCAUGGUUCUUGCAAAGGCAAAUUUCCAGUAAGCAGUGACUCUCCUAAUAUGAUGGAUAAUCGAACGUUUUCUGCUGCUCGUUGCUUUUGUGAUGACGAGUGCCACUUGUAUCGUGAUUGCUGCCCUGACAAAGUUACAGAGGUGGAGCUACAACAGGAACCUAUGUCUCCCAUCCUGUGGGACUGUGCAGGGUGGCAGAAUGGAUCAAAUCCUCACACACUAUAUAUGGUGAGAUCAUGUCCAUUUCAAGACAGAUUUUCAAAACUCUGCACACUUGAAGGUAUUCCAGAAGAAAAAUAUGACUACAAAUUUGAUGUUCCUGUGUUGAACACCAGAACAGGUGUCUGGUAUCAGAACAUUUUUUGUGCAAUAUGUCACAAUCAAGAUGAUGAUUUAGCAUCACUGACUUUAAAAUUUGAUUGUACAGACAAUCUUACAGUGAACCAGGCAAUAACUCAUGGGCACUAUGAACCACACAAUCUUACGUGGAAAAUGAUAAAUGAUGUUGAAAGUCCAAUGUGUAAAUUAAAUGUAGUGCUAGCUGAUGAUGGUGGUAUCACAAAAGGCAGUAGACGCUGUAUAAAACAUGAACACAAAUGUGCUGCAAAUUGGACUGACAUUGCAGUAAAAAAAUUGUGCCAUUCCUAUUCAUUUAUUGUAUAUACUCUUAAAUUUGGCAAUAGACGUAAGUAUUACAAGAAUCCCCAUUGUGCUCUUUGCAACUAUGUGGAACCUGAAGAAAUGAAAUGCUUCAUUGAUGUAUCACACAGAGCUCAUCGUUUACCAUCCUUGAGCUUAGUACUGGAAUUAAACUGGGAUCCAGAUUCCCAAACCAUGCAGCAAGCAAACUGCCAGUUGCCUCAUGGAGUAUAUGACCCAUUGCACAAGAAAUGCAUGCGAAUAGAAGAUGCUUGUGGUGAUGACUACAUGUUUGAAGAUGGAAAAUGUAUCCCCAAUCCAGACUGUCAAAAAAGGAAGACAAGGAGCCACACAAAUCAAAGCAGUAUUUUAAGUGUUUCUUGCUUUGUAAUAACACUUGCACCAAAUGAAUAUAUUCUUGUAAAUGACAGCAUUCAGCUGACUCUGAAUACUUCUACUGCAGUGAUACCAAAUGGAUUGUUUGAGAUUUUUGACAAUGGUUAUGCAAAAGUCUGCAAUGUAUUUGACAUUCCUUAUUCUAAGGACAUAUUUAAAGGAUACGUGUCAACUGUGUGUCUUUCAUUAUCAGUGAUUUGCCUCAUAUUACAUAGUGCCAUAUUCUGUUUAGUUCCAAAACUGCGCAAUCUUCCAGCUAUGAACCUCUUUUCCCUGACAACAGCACUACUUCUUGUACAGUUAAUAUUUCUGUUGGGUAUAUAUCCAGUUGUGCCUGUACCUCAUUCCCUGUGUGUUACAAUAGCAAUCCUCAUUCAUUAUCUAUUUCUUUCCUCAUUUUUUUGGAUGAAUGUUAUGAGUUUAGACAUAUGGAGGACCUUUGGAGUGAAAGGGUAUUCUUCUGGUACAAGAUGUCAUUACUGGAAGUAUGCAAUCUAUGCUUGGGGAAUUCCAUUGCUGAUAGUUGUUCUUGCUGUUGUAUUUGAUAAUACCUCUACAUUUCCAAUGCACUUAAGACCAAAUUAUGCUGUACAUAAAAUGACUUGCUGGUUUGGAAGCCCACUCGGAUUGUUGAUAUAUUUUGUAGCUCCUAUGUUUGUAAUAGUUGUUAUAAAUAUUGUACUCUUUGGGAUAACUAUUUACAGACUAAAUGAAAUGAAACUCAGUAUAAAAUUCAUAAAACGAAAAAGAAAAAAUGAAAACUGUGAAACAUCACAGUCAACUCGACAAACAAUGCCAGUGCAGGCAUCUGGAGGUAUUUCUGGCAACAGAGAUAAAAUACGUUUUUAUUUGUAUCUAAAACUAUUUAUUAUUAUGGGACUAACUUGGGUAUCAGGAAUAAUUGCAAUAUUCUCAGAGGUUGAGGCAGUUUGGUACAUUUUUGUUAUCUUAAAUGGUCUUCAGGGUACCUUUAUCUUCUUCAUGUUUGAUUUUAAACAAAAAAUUGGUAGCCUGUUAUGGGAAAAGUUGUUUGGUGGGAAAUUUGAACAACCAAAUUUUCUUAAAAACUUCAGUGUCUCAGGAAAGCAAGCAACAAAUACAAGAAGUACAGCAUCAUCACAGACAAAAUCAUGCAGUGUCAGCAGUUCACGUAGUGUCUCAUCUGACAAAAUGACUGUCCUAAGGAUGUCAUCAUCAGAAAAUAUGGAAUCAAAUAAGAGGAAACUGGAACCAGAAGAGAUUCCAUUGAAACUGGCUCCUAAAAAUGGAGGGAACAGCAGCUUCAACCUAGCAUUAAACCCUGCAUUCACUUCAGACUGAAACACAGAAGAUGAAAGUAUGGGGAGUUGUAGGCAAAUUCUUGUGGACAUUAUGCCAAGUUGUAUGGCUUGCACUGAGAUAGGAUAUGUGCAUCUUAUUGAUCUCAAGUUCUAAUUUAGUCAUGUGAAACCAAAGAGCUAUUAACAUUCUUAUUCUGAAAUGUUUCUUCAUAGACAACACAUAGAAUACUGUAGUUUGUUAUGUUCUAAUGGCCUAAAAUGGACAGACAAUGGGAAUUUGCUACAUGAGCUGUGCAAAUUCAGCAACUGUAAAUAGGGAGAUGUAAAUCUGUAGCAACAAAAUCAAAAAUUAUUACACGAUUUGUGCAUGGUCAGUCCUAUCUCAUCAUAUUUGUACAUUUGAGAGUCUGUUCAGUAUUAUAGCUUUGUGUUGUCUACAAAGUUUGAGAAAACAGCAACUGACUUUUAAACUAGAGUGUGUGUGUGUGUGUGUGUGCAUAAGUGUAUCAGUAAGUGUGAUGAAAGUUUCAUUUCUUUGAAUAGCGUAAUAUGUAAGAGAAUUUGACAAAUGAAAGACAGAAAGAAUGUGGAGUAAAUUGUUCAGAACUAACUGUGAGUAAUAAGAUUUAGUCACUUAUCACACUAAAUGUUUAUGCUAUUGCAAAUGAACAGUAAAAGACUCAUGAGUUUCCACACUAGAGCCUUUUUUCCUUUGAUCUAGAAGACAAAAGCAUACAGAAAAGAUGCAUUUAAAAAUAGCCAAAAAAGAAUAAAAUUAUUGACAUCUGCAUGCUACAAGAAAAUGAUUAAUGCUCCAUAUUCUCACAGUCUGUAAUGGAAAAAAAAUCUCUCCAAUUCGGAUUUAAUAACCAAGUUUCCAGUUUUACACUCCAUCUUUUAUAUUGCCCUGAAAAUUCUCCUUAUGCUUUGUGGAGCUGAAAAUUAGGUCUUUUUUUUCCCAAUGUUUGGUUUUACAGGUGUUUCAUCAUUAACAGCUUAUACCUAAUAGGAUACAGUUAUUUUGAAAUGCAAACAAUCCCACUGGAUAAACAUCCGCAACUGAGCAUUAUAGCCAGAGGGUACCCCCCCCCCCCCCCCCCCCCUCCACCCUCCACAAAUACUUAAAUACUUAAACCAGGACUAUUUUCAGGGUAUUACAUGCCUGUCAUUGAGUGUGAUACUGCAGAUGAAUAAGAGACCAAAUCUAAUAAUUUUUACACACAAUAGUACACUUGAGGCAUAUGGUUUUCCUUUUUGUUUUUUCAUGUGUACUAUAGCAUUCAUAAAAAUUAUUAUUAGCUUUGGCCUGAUGAAGGGCAUGUAAAAUACACACACGCACACACGCACAACCGUGCGCGCGCACACACACACACACACACACACACACACACACACACACACACACACACACACACACACGACACUUUCAGUUGCUCAAAAAUCAGUUGUCUCACACUGCUGUUGUAUAUAUGUGGCAUCCAUCAGCCAAUUAUAUGAGAGUAUUUGUUUCCCCCAUUUUUUGUUGUUUUCAACCUGGGAUGCCCAUUAUUGUGUAAGUCAGAAAUUCAUCAGGAAAGUCAUCUAGGAUCCAAGAAUAGACAAGGCAAAUGGAAGGGGAUUAAAUUUUGGUCUUCGAUAGCAGUUUAUAUCUAAUAUCUGACUAGUAUUUUCCCCCUUUCUGUGCCCCUGCAAGAAUAAGAUUAAUAAUAAUAAGAAGAGUCCACUUCUCUCCACGUUUUAUUAUAGAUUUUGAGCAUGCAAUGAAGUUUUCCACCAUAAAUUUCAAAGUCCAAGAGGUCUUCUGUUUACCUCACUCUACCAUAACCCUGUACCGAGCUCUUCAAACACAAUUUCCUUUCACCUGUAGUGUUCAGCUGUAGCCUUAUUUAUGAAUGUCACCAUGUAGGUACUGUAUACGAGGCACUGAGAAAUUAUAUCAACAUUCUUUUCUUUCAAAUCUGCAUACCCACAGCCAAUAACUGGACAACCCUUAAAACUCUUCCAAAAAGUUUCACUGUUGCAAUAUAAGAAUAAAAUUCAGGAUUCAUCUGAAACAGCAUCCAAAAGUAACUGUUAACACAUUUUUUUUUAAACUAACAGUAACAUUGAAAAUCUCCUAUAGGCUUGCUAAAUAUAUGGAAGUUCUCGUUUCCUGUUUGGUGACAGGGGGACUUGAAUUUUAAGAGCUCAAUAUUCAUCUUUGACCUGUCCUCUUGUGUAUCUGUUAUAAAUGCACUAAGAUGUUCAGUAAGAUUGGCAUUUGAAACAUUUGUAAAAGUUUACACAAUCAUCACAUUAGCUACAUUCCAGCUUUGAAGCUUCCUCUCUUUUGCUAAUUUCUAUAAUAGUGACCAAAUUUUAUUCAUUAAUUACAACACUUCUGUAUCCAGAUUUUAUAUUCAUCAUGUUCUUGCUAUCAUUCUUUAUUGUAUCUAAAUUUAAUUUUAGGUUAUACAUGUCAAAUAAUAUUUAAGUUUGAAUUACAAAAACUUUCAGGAGAUAUAAAGACAGUCAUAGGUAUAUCAGAAAAUCAAGUAUCAAUUGUGGAAGAAACAAACUUGAUUUUCACACUUAAGUGCUUGUAACUAUACAGCUGGUGAAAGCACACCAAAGUUUGUGCAAGGAAUGUCAAUUCUAAGAGAGGGACCAAAGUAAUCAUUUUAUAAAUCUCAUAUUUGCUUAUUAUAUUAGCUAAAAAACUGGAUCCAACUGAACAUGUCUCAAAGGUCUAAUGGUACUGACUAACUGCUGUGUCACACUCAGCCCACAGGCAUCACUGGAUGCUGAUAUUGAGGGGCUUGUGGUCAACACACUGCCCUCGCAACAGUUGUCAGUUUGUGAGACAGUAGCCGCUACUUCCCCAUCAAGUGUCAACCCUGCAGCAAUGCCAUUCGCAUUAUAUUAGCUAAUCAAGAACAUAACAUUAUAAGCCAACUCCUCUGCUGUGCUUAAUUCACAAUCCCAUGAUAUAAAUAUCACUUUUAUCUUUUCCUGUAGAUGAUGAUAUACCAUGCACACUUGAAUUUCAAUCAGUGAUUAUUUUCUUAAAUCAGUUUUGAUAAACUGCUUUAAAUGUUCAGUAGAUUUUGAGAAAAAUAGAAUUCAAAGAACCUUGUUAGUCUAAAGGGCUGCUUUAAUUUACUGUCAUAAUUUUAUACAUUGUAGUACAAAUAAUAAUGCUUUAAUUUAGAGGAAAGUAUCAUUCAACAGUUAGUUUGCUUUUGUCAUAUCCAUGUCAUUUAAUUGAUACAUAUUUCAUAGUCAGAUUUUAUGCUGCAAUGUUAUUGAGUAUUUUGCUACUGUGUUAAAUUGUUCAUACUUUGUGCAAUAUUAAAUUAUCAGGCUCAAAGA
Messenger RNA from Schistocerca piceifrons (Central American locust), 5919 nucleotides. RefSeq lists its product as uncharacterized. The transcript has 7 exons. The record is from RefSeq and is a predicted model, not a curated record. Gene Ontology annotation, molecular function: G protein-coupled receptor activity. Lineage: Eukaryota; Metazoa; Arthropoda; Insecta; Orthoptera; Acrididae. Gene Ontology annotation, biological process: G protein-coupled receptor signaling pathway; cell surface receptor signaling pathway. Gene Ontology annotation, cellular component: membrane. Bases 140 to 2608 code for a protein of 822 amino acids.